Prunus persica (peach) is the source of this 2200-nucleotide messenger RNA. RefSeq names its product aluminum-activated malate transporter 4. The transcript has 6 exons. The record is from RefSeq and is a predicted model, not a curated record. Gene Ontology annotation, biological process: malate transport. Gene Ontology annotation, cellular component: plant-type vacuole membrane. NCBI's taxonomy places the organism in Eukaryota, Viridiplantae, Streptophyta, Magnoliopsida, Rosales, Rosaceae. The coding region runs from base 285 to 2000 and encodes 571 amino acids.
AUCUGUUUUCCGUGCGUUCUAUAACUUUCUCCACGUCUCUCGCACGGUCGCACCACCCAUUCAACCACCUCUCAAGCUCCAAACUUUUUCAACUGCCCAAACUACCAAACGACCGAACGACCGAACGACACCGUCUUUCUAAUACAUAGUAAUGCUUUAUCCUUUUUUACGGUGAUGCGUCAAUGUCUCCUUGUACGAGUCAAGAUCCCCCUCGUGUACUAUUUGUUUCUCUGAAACUCUGAGUUUUUUCCUCUUUCAAUCUCAUAUCUGUCUGUGUCGAAUAAAUGGCGGCCAAAAUUGGUUCCUUUAGGCACAGUUUUGCCGAGAGAAGCAAGGAGAGGCUGCUAUCGAGAAAAGGGUACUCGGAUUUUGGCCUCAACAGCUCUGAAACCGGCGAUGAUCAUGUUAAAUGUGGAUGUUUUCGAGCAGUUUCUGAUGGAUUUAACAAUUUCUGUAAGAGUUUUCAGGAUACUUUUAUCAAAUUGUAUCAAAUGGGUCACUCGGAUCCUCGAAAAGCUGUCUUUGCUGCCAAGAUGGGGACGUCACUGUCAAUUGUAUCGCUGCUCAUAUUUUUCAAGGAGCCCCUUAAAGAUGUUAGCCAGUAUUCCAUCUGGGCAAUUCUCACAGUUGUUGUCGUCUUUGAAUUCAGCGUAGGUGCAACCCUGAACAAAGGUUUUAAUCGUGCUUUGGGGACGUUUUCGGCUGGAGGGCUUGCUUUGGGUAUCGCAGAAGUAUCUGUAUGGGCAGGAGAUCUCCAGGAGGUUGUUAUUGUAAUCAGUGUUUUCAUAGCAGGUUUUUGUGCUAGUUAUGCCAAGCUUUAUCCGCCAAUGAAGUCUUAUGAAUACGGAUUUCGGGUAUUCUUGUUGACUUAUUGUAUCGUCCUGGUGUCUGGGACUUCAUCAUUCGUCCAAACAGCAAUUUAUCGAUUAUUGCUUAUUGGAGUCGGUGCUGGCAUAUGUUUGGGUGUAAAUAUACUCAUAUACCCCAUCUGGGCAGGGGAGGAUCUCCAUAAGCUGGUGGUUAAAAACUUUAGGGGUGUUGCUGUUUCUUUGGAAGGUUGUGUUAAUGGAUAUCUGCAAUGUGUUGAAUAUGAGAGAGUUCCUUCAAAGAUUCUCACUUACCAAGCUUCUGAUGACCCAUUGUAUAGUGGCUAUAGAUCGGCUGUGCAAUCUUCAAGCCAAGAGGAAUCCCUGUUGGACUUUGCAAUAUGGGAGCCACCGCAUGGCCCUUAUAAGUCAUUCAAUUAUCCCUGGAGACACUAUGUCAAAGUUGGUGGUUCACUUAGGCAUUGUGCAUUCAUGGUCAUGGCAAUGCACGGAUGCAUACUCUCAGAAAUACAGGCACCACCAGAAAAGAGACAGGUUUUUGGCAUGGAGCUUCAGAGAGUUGGUAAUGAAGGUGCUAAAGUACUUCGUGAGCUAGGAAGCAAAGUGGAAAAGAUGGAAAAACUGAGUCCAAAAGACAUACUUUUUGAAGUGCAUGAAGCAGCAGAAGCGUUGCAGAUGAAGAUAGACGAAAAGUCAUACCUUCUUGUCAAUUCAGAAAGAUGGGCACCUGAAAUACGGCCCAAGGAAUAUGAAGAACCUCAGCAUUUUGUUGAUAGAGAGAAUGAAAAUAAGCAGGUGGUGAUUGACUCUCUCAGUGAAUUCUGGGAUCCUCAGAAUCCUAGCGGCGGUGCAGAUCCUUCCAUGCGACAAUGGAUAUCCUCGGAAAGCUUGUUAAAAAACCCAGUUUCAUGGCCGCGCCUUUCGUUUAAUGCCCAUGUUGUGCAACAGGAACCAGAAGAAUCAAAAGUUUAUGAAAGCGCCAGCUCCUUAUCUUUGGCAACGUUUGCAUCACUUCUGAUUGAGUUUGUGGCUAGGCUUCAGAAUCUCGUGGAUGAAUUUAAAGAGCUCAGUGAGAAAGCCAAGUUUAAGGAUCCUGUGGACCCGUUUGAAGUCAAAGACGAGGUGGUUGGGUUUUGGACCAGACUAUUAAGGUGGUUGCGGUUGAAGAAUUAAGAGUGUGUUUUUCAGUUGGCUAGAUAUGUGUUAUAAUUUUGAUCCAAGAAUUUGGAGGUCAUCAUCACUGGUGGUAACUCAAACGAGUUGACAAAGUGAUUUCGGUUUAGCUCUACAGAUGUAUUGAAAAUGAUGUACAAAGGCAGGGAGUGAGGUUCUCUGUUUUGAACUCUUGAUUUGAUGCCCUUUGAUGCAACCCA